CACGUAUAUAAAAUUUCAUGCUCAUUGGGAUUUAUAAAAGGAAUGUGCUGACGCACAGUUUUUUGCAUAUGGAUUUGUUCUUGCGUACGCACAUUCCUAGUUUUAUCUGUACGCCAUGUUUUAGUGUGAAUGCCCUUACAGGAUACAGCUGCCACAUGCUCUGAGGUUGCCUGAUGGAGAGCUGUAGCUUGGUGGAAUGCCUUUACGGGAUACAGCUGCCACAUGCCCUGAGGUUGCCUGAUGGGGAGCUGUAGCUUGGUGGAAUGCCUUUACGGGAUACAGCUGCCACAUGCUCUGAGGUUGCCUGAAUUACCUACAGAGAAACUGAAACUUGCCUUUGGCACCUUGUAGACCAAAAGGCGCCUUAUCAAAACUCAAUGUUGGUAUAUGCAGGCUGUGAAUUUUCUGGGAAGUUCCGCUUUGUCAAUCAGGUAGUUGAAAAGCAGCGGUGCCCUUUAGGGAACUGUCAACAAUUUUGCCCAAGCUCUUGACUUGUUUUUCUGUCACCACUGGAAUCAGGGUCUAUCCCAGGGUAAAGGGGAACCGAUCGGCUAUUCCUCCCUUUUUCAGGGCCGGGAACCAGGACUUAGCUGGUUUAAAACUAAUCCUCACCCCUGAGAUGAGUCACUCCAGCCCUUGAAGGAGCCAUCUGCACCCAGGAACAGAUGUACACAUACAUACAUUCUCAGUAUAACCGGUCUCUCCUCCCUGUCUGCCAUUUACAUAAUCUCUAUCUGCAACAUGAAAAUGUAGGAUUUUAGCUUGUUUGGGGAAAAAAAACAAUGUCGAUAACAGCUAUACUCAUAAAAGCUGGGGGCAGACUUACCAUAAGGGAAGAGUAGGCAGCCUUGAAAACUAGGACCCCAUGAAGACUGAAUUUCCAGAUGUUACAUUUAACAAUAUAACAUGAUCUGAUUAUGUAAAUGACAGUAACAUGCAUGUUAUUUACGUUUUUAGUGAGUUUUCAGGAUAGACAAAGUUGCCCUUGUCCCAGUUGUAAUGGAUUGCUGUACUUUGCGCUACCCAGCUUUCUUUUACCACUGGAGUCCACUGAUUGUUCACUGCCAAGGAAACUGGUAUAAAGUAGCCUAACAAGAGGAAAAUGGCACAAAGAUACAAGACUAACAUUAGACUAACAAGACUAACACUCUGACAGUCUGGCCUCAGGCCAAAACCACACCUACUGCAGCCUGAGAAGCAGGAAGUUCCUCCCACUGUCACACACAGACGAGUAUGAGAGAAAACAACACUGUGUUCAUCGUAAAAUGGCACGAGCCAGCUCCGCACUGGAUCCAAACCAGUUUGGCUGUGCAAUCUGUCUGGAUUUACUGAAAGAUCCCGUGACUAUUCCCUGUGGACACAAUUACUGUAUGUGCUGCAUUAAGAGCUGCUGGAAACAGAAGAAUCGUGCUGGAGUUUACAGCUGCCCCCAGUGCAGACAUACCUUCACAUACAGGCCUGUUCUGGGCAGAAACACCAUACUGGCUGAAGUGGUGGAGAAACUGAAGAAGACUGGACUACAAGCAGCUACUCCUACUGACCAGUAUGCUGGACCUGGAGAUGUGGAGUGUGAUUUCUGUACUGGGAGAAAACACAAAGCUGUCAAGUCCUGCCUGGUGUGUCUGGCCUCUUACUGUAAAACUCACCUCCAGCCUCACUAUGAGUCUCCAGCUUUUAAGAAGCACAAGCUGACUGAUGCCACUGGACAUCUGCAGGACAAGGUCUGUUCCCACCAUGACAGACCGCUGGAGAUCUACUGCCGUACCGACCAGCAGUGUAUCUGCCUGCUGUGUGUGAUGUAUGAACACAGAGGCCAUGAUACAGUCUCAGCUGCUGCAGGAUGGGCGGAGAUACAGAAACAAACAGAGGAAACAGAGAUAUACUUUCAGCAGAGAAUUCAGAUGAGAGAGAAGGAGCUGCAGGAGCUGAGACAGGCUGUGGGCUCAAUCACAAGAUCAGCACAGUCAGCAGUACAGGACAGCGAGAGGAUCUUCACUGAGAUGAUCCGCUCCAUUGAGAGACGACGCUCUCAGGUGAAAAAGCUAAUCAGAGAUCAGGAGAAGGCUGUAGUGAGCCAGAUUGAAAAAGACAUGGAGAGACUGAAGCAGGAUAUUGAUGAACUGAAGAGGAGACACUCUGAGCUGGAGCAGCUUUCACACACAGAGGAUCACAUCCAUUUCCUCCAGAGGUACCAAGGUCUUCCUGUCACCCCUGAGGCUGGAUUUGGACCCAGAAUCUCCGUCAGUCCACGCUGCUCUUUUGAGAACAUGAGGAAGGUGGUUUCUGAGCUGAAGGAUCAACUAGAGAAUGUUUGCAAAAAGAAAAUGACAGAGAUCCAUCAUACAGUUACCAAAGACACCGUCCUACCAGUAUUAGUGCCCACGACCAGAGCAGAAUUCUUACAAUAUUCCUGUCAGCUCACUCUGGACCCCAACACAGCAAACAGAAACCUUCAUCUGUCUGAGGGGAACAGAUUGGUGACAUGGAAGACAGAGAUACAGUCAUAUCCUGAUCACCAGGAGAGGUUUGACUCAUGGUUCCAAGUCCUGUGCACAGAGGGUCUGACUGGGCGAUGCUACUGGGAGGUUGAGUGGAGCGGGAUCGUGGUCGGUAUAGCCGUCACAUAUAAAGGGAUCAGCAGGAAAGGAAGGGGUGACAACAGCAUACUUGGUUAUAAUGACAAGUCCUGGCGUUUCUACUACAGAUCUUCCAGUUACUAUUUCAUUCACAAUAAUGAGGAAACUGCAGUAUCUGGUCCCCCCUCCUCCAGGAUAGGAGUGUACCUGGAUCAUAGGGCUGGAACUCUGUCCUUCUACAGCAUCUCUGACACAGUGACCCCCCUGCACAGGGUCCAGACCACGUUCACUGAGCCCCUCUAUCCUGCGUUUGUGCUUUGGAGCAGUACAGCUAAACUGUGCUGACUAUGUUAACAGGUUGUUAAAAGUGUCUCAAAAAUACUAAAUAAUUAAAACUAGACAACAUGGCAAAGUGGCAGUGAAAUGUUUGCUGCCAGCUCUGUGAAAUAUAGAAUGGAUCUUCAUUUUAUCCCAGUGAACCAUCAAACCACACCAUUAGGGUGCAGUAGGGUGGAGGAAACCCCACACCGACAUGGGCUGAACAUUCAAACUCCACACAUACACAGCCUGGGGUGGAAACUGUGGGGGGAAAUCAGAGUUCCUGGAGGAAUCCCCAUACCGACAUGGGGAGAAUUUGCAAACUCUACACUCAUGGAACCCUGGAAGAGACUUAAACCCAGGUCCCACAGGUGUGAGGUGACAGUGCUAACCACUGCUCCCCCCCCCCAUUAUUAUCAUUAUUAUUAUUAAUAAUAAUAGUAAUAACAACAACAACAACAAUAAUAAUAAUAAUAAUAAUAAUAAUAUCAUCAUUAUUAUUAUUCACUACAUUCAUUCAUUCAAUCACAUAUUAAUAAGUUAAAAAGAUUUUCACCAUAACUGAGUGCUACAAAUCAAAUAAAGAGUAAUGAAGUAAUCAGAUUCCAAUCCAGUCCAGCUUUAUUUGUAAAGCACUUUAAAGAUCCUUAAGGACCAAAGUGCUGAAGGGAGGAAUAAAUAAAAGAGAAUAGUUGCAUAAGAAGUAAAAGAGAUUAAAACAUUCAUACACUUAAAAAUGCAAAUGAAAUAAAUUAAAUAAAAACCAAAACAAAUCAAUAAAUGUGAGUAAAAGGCAUCAAUAAAAUAAAUAAAGAAAGAAAAGGCUAAGAUUAAGAUAAAAUUUACUCACAAAGUGUCAAAGUCCAAGGAGGAGAGAUGAGUUUUAAGAAGAGAUUUAAAUAAAAAAGAUUCCAGGAAACAGAAUUGCAUACCUUUAAAUCUGGUUGUAUUUAGUCUGUCACAUGUUGGACAAGGUUAGUGACUCCAAAUACAGAAACAGACUGGAAGACCGGCAAAUGAAGAGGUUAACUGGAACAAACAACAGGAGGCAACAGGGCAACCAGGCUUUGAAGAAACAAGAUGGACAGACUGAGAGAAACCCCUCUUGGCUCUGGGACUUCUCCCAAGGAACCCUCACAGUUCUGGCACUCAAACCCAGACAGGGACCAACAGAAAAGACGAGGACUGACCCUGUAGGACAGACUCAGAACAAACACAACAAGGCAAUUAACAAGGCUGGAGCACAUAAGUGCAGACAUGGGUAGAGGUUCAAUGACUGAAACAGGGUUUCAAGAAACAUUGGGCUUACAGUAAUUAAACAUAGGUGAUUGGUCCAUUGGCUAUAGGUGCACUGCCACAAACUGGCUAUACUGGUCUGAGGAGCAUGGUGGAACUGCUCCAUGGUACCCUCUGCUGGUCAGCCAACUGGUGGCAUGACAAUCAAUUGUGGAAAACGGGGAAACAAUGAUACAUAAAACAUGAAAAUAAAUAUAAAAAUAUAUAUAAAUUAUACUGAUGUCAUAAUGCAUAUCAGUCAUUCAUUGAUAGAAAUAUAAUAUUCAAGACAGUCAAGUCUUAUGAAACAUUUUAAGUAUGUAGUAGGUAGGUAAGAUUUCCUUUAAAUAACAAUGGGUUUAUUCAGUAAAUUGCGCACAAUAAUUCAUUGAAUGAAAUGAAAUGAAUCAAAAGAAAUUCUCUUGUCAAAGAUUUUUUUACAUGGUGAUUAAUUUUUUUGGAGAGAUUAAAACCAGUACAAAUUCCUUCGUGCUUUUGCCGUGUACAGUACCGAGAUGAACAGCUAACGAUGAUUAUUUUAUUGGGAUAAGUUUUUUAAUCUUUUAUGUGUUGUAUCCAGUUUGAAUUUGGAAAACCAGCAAAUUAAUAAAUGUUUUAGCAGUUUA
Molecule: messenger RNA, 4795 nt
Organism: Brienomyrus brachyistius
Lineage: Eukaryota; Metazoa; Chordata; Actinopteri; Osteoglossiformes; Mormyridae
Product: tripartite motif-containing protein 16-like
Exons: 7
Coding region: 1266-2921 (551 amino acids)
Molecular function (GO): protein binding; zinc ion binding
Source: RefSeq, a predicted model, not a curated record